Strongylocentrotus purpuratus (purple sea urchin) is the source of this 1248-nucleotide messenger RNA. RefSeq names its product ankyrin repeat and protein kinase domain-containing protein 1-like. The coding region runs from base 1 to 1248 and encodes 415 amino acids. Gene Ontology annotation, cellular component: cytoplasm. Gene Ontology annotation, molecular function: protein binding. Lineage: Eukaryota; Metazoa; Echinodermata; Echinoidea; Camarodonta; Strongylocentrotidae. The transcript has 7 exons. The record is from RefSeq and is a predicted model, not a curated record.
AUGGCGCUGUUUUCAGCAGCAGCAAUAGGAGACGUCCAGAAGAUACAAUCAUUAAUCGUCUCAGAAGACAAGUCAGAGGAUUCGGGAGGAGUCGAUGUAAACUGCUCGGAUGCGUCUGGCAAGACGGCCCUCCACAUUGCUUCGGAAAACGGACAUUUGCAAACGGUUAAAUGCCUAACCAAUCUUGGAGCAAAAUUGAAUGUGGUCGAUGCUAACCUACAGACAUCGGUUCACUUAUGCUCACAGAACGGCCAUCUUCAUGUGGUAGAGCUGUUAGUAAACGAAGGAGCAGAUAUUGAUGUUGGUGAAAAAGAUGGGUUUACAGCUCUGCACAUAGCAUCAUUUAAUGGUCAUGUUGAUAUUGUCAAAUAUCUCGUCAGUAAAGGGGCAGACCUGGGGAGACUAGCUAAUGAUUACUGGACACCUCUACACCUUGCAUUAGACGGUGGUCAUCUUGACAUUGCAGAGUACCUUUUGACAGAAGGAGCCAACAUUAACACUUCUGGUAAAGGCCAUCUUGAAGUCGUCGAGUAUAUCGUGAACAAAGGAGCAGGCACUGAAGCUGGUGAUAAAGAUGGGGUUACAGCUCUUCACAUAGCAUUACUUAAGGGUCAUGUUGAUAUUGAUACCAUUAUUCAAGAGUACAGGGUAGCCUUUCCUGGUGAGCAAUACUGUGUAUAUUGGGGACAAGGACCCCUACUUGUCAGACAUCUGGAAAAUGGAGACGAAGUGUCAACACAGGAACUUAAAGAGUGUGCUUUGUUUGACAUGAGGACCCAUCGGAUGUCGUUCAAUCUUCAACCACGUGAACAAAUAGUAUCCAGAGUUCGCGUCACUCUUAUCUUGAAGCAAAAACUCACGAAGCGUAUCGUCUUUCCAGUAAUAUACAACGAUGUGUCGGAUGCCAAUCCAAUUGCCCGAUCAACUCUGACAGGAUCUGCAUCGUCCAAAGGCAAAGCUGAACCAACUGAUGUUGGACGGGGAACAUCCAAAUCAUCUCACCUCUCUGAAGAGCUGACGAGAAGCGAGCACCAUCUUGAAACGAUAGGUUCAACAUCACCUGAGCCUGCAGACACAGAGGACGGAAGUAGUCAUACUGAUGUCUUUACAUGUCCUAGGCCGUUGACUUCGCCAUCGAUAGAGUCACCGUCCAGUGAACAUGCCUACCAGGUCACACAUGAUUUGGUAACAGAAACAGGAGCAAUUGGUAAGGAAUUGAAAGACAAAGUCGUGUUCUGGGCUCUGUAA